This is a messenger RNA of Amyelois transitella, 906 nucleotides long. RefSeq lists its product as uncharacterized. The transcript has a single exon. NCBI's taxonomy places the organism in Eukaryota, Metazoa, Arthropoda, Insecta, Lepidoptera, Pyralidae. The record is from RefSeq and is a predicted model, not a curated record. The coding region runs from base 1 to 906 and encodes 301 amino acids.
AUGAUGCGCAGUCCUACUAAGCUUGAUUCCCACUUUGGCUCCGCUCCCAACCUCAAUAUGGAAAACGAGAAUACUACCCCAAACGCUAGUAAUAUUACCCAAAGACUAAAAAGAAAAAGAUGCGAUUGCGGUGGCCAGUUUACUGAGGAGUCCAAGAUUGAUAAAUUCAUAAAUACGAUUUCUUUAUGGCGGCAAGAAACUGACUCGAAGCUAUCCGAUAUAAAAACCUCUAUGCAUGAUCUCUUACGUCAAAACUCGGAAAUAUUAGCAUCGCAAAGCGAAACGGAAAAAUCCAUCGAGUUUUUGUCUCAAAAGUACGACGAUCUCCUCCAGCAGCUUAGCUCGCAACAAUCACAAGCUCAGGCAAGCCUCGAGCGUGUAGUUAAACUGGAGGCGACUACGGAGGAGAUAGAUCGCCGCUCUCGAUCGAGUACUCUGGAGCUGCGCAAUAUCCGACUGCCAAAUAAAACUUUCUCAAUGGAUGAUCUGCUAAUCGCGGUCACAUGCAUUUUUAAAGAGCUAGCUGUAAAUGUGACCACGUCGGAUAUCUAUGAUAUCUAUCGGCUACCACCCAAGUCGGACAGCGCCACUAUUGUUUGUAAGCUGAAUUCGGUUCUUCUGAAAGCCAAAAUCCUGCAAGCAUUCAAGGACUACAAUAAGCGCAACGCCAACAAUAGACUGAACUCGACCGUCGUAGGUGGCUCGCAGCACCCAGUCUACAUUGGCGAGCACCUGACGGCGCAAGCCCGUCGGCUCUUCUACUUAGCUCGCGAGUUCGCUAAAGCGGAAAGCUACAAAUAUUGUUGGACCUCGGGCGGCCGCGUGCUGCUGAGGAAAGCGGACAACGCCAAGCUGGUCAUCGUGGCUUCUGAGAGCCAGCUUUCCGGGCUACAUUCAAAAAACUAG